Menidia menidia (Atlantic silverside) is the source of this 318-nucleotide messenger RNA. The record is from the annotation of a GenBank genome assembly. NCBI's taxonomy places the organism in Eukaryota, Metazoa, Chordata, Actinopteri, Atheriniformes, Atherinopsidae.
GACCUCUACCAUCAGUCCUACGAGUCGGUGUGUGUGAUGUUCGCCUCCAUUCCCGACUUCAAAGAGUUCUACACCGAGUCCGACAAACCUCAGUACGAUAUUUGGGGGAACAGCGUUAAUGUGGCGAGCAGGAUGGAGACCACCGGGGUUCUGGGAAAAAUCCAGGAACACGACAGACAGUACAUGCACAUCGGCACGAUGGUGGAGUUUGCUUUUGCUCUCGUUGGGAAGCUGGACAAACCUCAGUACGAUAUUUGGGGGAACAGCGUUAAUGUGGCGAGCAGGAUGGAGACCACCGGGGUUCUGGGAAAAAUCCAG